Messenger RNA from Anopheles coustani, 1995 nucleotides. RefSeq names its product sodium-coupled monocarboxylate transporter 1-like. The record is from RefSeq and is a predicted model, not a curated record. NCBI's taxonomy places the organism in Eukaryota, Metazoa, Arthropoda, Insecta, Diptera, Culicidae. The transcript is spliced from 4 exons. Gene Ontology annotation, biological process: sodium ion transport; transmembrane transport. Gene Ontology annotation, cellular component: membrane. Gene Ontology annotation, molecular function: symporter activity. The coding region runs from base 1 to 1995 and encodes 664 amino acids.
AUGGAAGAGGAUACGCUAGUACUGGAGGACAGCAGCGUCGAGAAGGUCACCCUUUCGACCGCCCUGCCCUUGGGGAUCGAUCCUGUGGCGAUCGUCAGUAAACUCGUGACGGAAACCACCAAAAUCUUGACAACAACCACCCAGAGCACCUCCACCAUGGAUCACACCACAACUUCCAGCGUACCUACAACGUCCACAAUGGAGACAUCCACCUUCACCGUGGGUUCGAUACUGGCCGAAUCGACCACCGCUGUACCCGUGGUUGAGGGACUCCUAUUUUCUUGGUUCGAUUAUACAAUCUUCGCCCUGCUGCUGCUCCUUUCCGCCUUCAUUGGGGCGUACUUUGGGUUCGUGUCGAAAAUCAAGCAGAACAACACCAAGGAAUACCUUCUCGGGGGGAAAACGAUGGGCAAAUUUCCCGUCUCGGCAUCGCUGAUUGCAAGCCAUAUUUCGGGCAUCACAAUGCUGGGUGUUCCUUCGGAGAUGUACAGCCAUGGGACGCAGUAUUGGUUGUUUAUUAUACCAGCAUUUUCGGUCGCCUACUUGAUGAAACAGAUCUACCUGCCGGUGUUUUACGAUCUGCAGGUGACAUCGGCGUUCACCUAUCUGGAGCUACGCUUCGAUAAAUUUGUCCGAUCGGCGGCCAGCCUUGUGUACGUAAUUCAGUGCAUCAUCUACAUACCGAUCGUGAUCUACGUACCGGCGUUGGCCUUCAGUCAGGUGACUGGAAUCAAUCUGCACGUCAUCACACCGGUCAUCUGCGUCAUCUGCAUCUUCUACACUACCGUUGGCGGAUUGCGCGCGGUCGUCUGGACCGACACACUGCAGUUCGUGCUGAUGAUCGGAGCCUGCCUGGCCGUUAUCGCACUGGGUAUCAGCUCCGUCGGUGGGUUCUUCGAGGUAUGGCAGGCAGCCGAGCGAGGCAACAGGCUUAUCUUCUUCAACAUGGACCCGAAUCCGUUCGUCCGUACGUCGUUCUGGACGGUGUGCUUCGGGCUGACGACGCUUUGGGUGUCAAACCUGGCCGUUAGUCAGGGCUGUGUGCAGCGGUUCCUCGCCGUACCGGACCUGAAGGUGGCCAAGAACUCGCUCAUCAUCUUCACCGCCGGGUUGAUCUUCGUCAAAAGCUGUUCCUGCUUCAUCGGUCUGCUGAUCUACGCCAAGUAUGAGACGUGCGAUCCGUUCUCCAUACAAAAGAUCUCCAAAAUUGACCAGAUCCUGCCGUACUAUAUCAUGGAAGUGGGUGCAAAGAUCCCUGGGCUGCCGGGUCUGUUUGUGUCCGGUAUCUUCUCGGCCGCACUGUCGACGAUGUCGUCCGUGCUGAACACCCUGGCUGGCACCAUCUAUGAGGACUUCAUCCGCCAUCGGAUCCCUAACGCCAGCGAAAAAACGGCCAGUAAUACGAUGAAGAUGUUGGUCGUGGUGCUUGGCUUCCUCGUUCUGGGACUUGUGUUUGUCGCCGAGCGCAUGGGUCAGGUGAUGCACAUCGCCAUUUCGCUUUCGGGUGUCACAUCCGGCACCAUGCUGGGUAUGUUCACCAGCGGAAUGAUCUCGAGACGGAUGAACACGAAAGGCAUCAUCAGUGCGUCGGUUGUCUCGAUGAUACUUACCGGCACGGUUAUGAUCGGUGCUCAGCUGAAUUCUAAGCCUCCGAUGUUGCCCCUGCGCACGGAUGGCUGCGACGAGUCUCUUAUGGCCAACGUCACCACCAUCCUAACCGAAGCUACCGCUCCCGAUACUGUUCCACUGUUCUUCAAGCUGAGCUUCAUGCACUACGCACUGUUAGGUCUGGUUAGCUUCUUUAUCGUCGCGUAUGUGGUCUCCGAGCUGACCGGAGCGGGAGAUAUCAACGAUGAGCGACUGUUGGCCCCUUUCAUGCGUAACCCGAGCAAAUUGGAGAAGGAAAUGACGCUGCUGAAGCACAACAUCAAGUAUGACGAGAUUGACUUGGCGCUAAAGGAACUCCAGAAACCCGUUGAUUUGGAAAAGAAAUGA